UUUAUUCGUUUUAGUACUCCUGUCAAACGUGCGGCCCAGGGACAUCGCUUUCUUGUGUGCCAGAGGAGCGGCCCACCUUCCUGCAUAACUCUGCUCAGAGGCAGCAGAGGAGGCAGCAGUGGGGAGCGCACGAGCGCGGACAGAGCAGCGAAUCGGUUGCUGGGCGGCCUCGCUCGAAGCACAGCACAGCAAAACAACAAUGAUACGCAUCGAGCUCGUCGAGGACGGCCUGCCGGCGGCCGUCCUCUACGCUAACAUAGACGCGAUCGAAGAAGCGAUGCUCCGCGAACGCGAGGCCUUCGAGUGGGCGCUCGCGCGGGAAGCGAUGUCGCCGUUCUCGGGGUUCCAGAGCCGGCUCAUGGAGAGGCUGCGGCGCGUCGUCGAACGGAGACCGAAGCUCUGCGCCGCGCUGGCCGUCGCCGGCGCCGCGGGCCUGGGCUAUUGGCUCUGGUCGUCGGGAGCGCCCGCCGCCGAGGACGAGGUGCCGGAGAAUGCGCGCUGCCCCAUCUGCAUGGACCGCGCAGUUUCGGCGCACAAGGGCGCGGCGUUCGAGCCGACCUUCGCGGCGGAGCUGUGCUGCGUCUGUGGCGCGACGACGUGCGCAACCUGCGCCGAGGGCGUCAUGCGACACGCGGAGGGCGAGGGCCGCCUCCCGACCUGUGCGAUGUGCCGGACGCGGUUGAUGGUCACGGGCGCGGCGCGGCAUCUGCGACUGAGGCACCUCGUCGAGAAGCGGCCGACGGGGCCGCACGUCGCGCAAGCCCUGUACGAACUGGGCUCGAUGCGCGCGCGAGGCGACGGCUGCGUCGGCGACGCGACGAAGGCUUUUAAACAUUUGGCAGAUGCUGCGAAACGCGGCCACGCGCGCGCCGCGCUCGCGCUCGCCGCCUGCUUCGCUGAGGGGAAGGGCUGUGCCCGCAAUCCGGCCACGUCUCGGCACUGGCUCCUGACGGCGGCGCGGCGCGGAUCUGCCGAUGCUUCCAAGAUCGCCGCCCACGUUUUGAAGAAUGGAGGAACGACGGCCAAGUGCUACGAGCCGUGGAAGAAGCAAGACGCGUCGGUCGUCGAGGCAGUCCAAAAGGGACCGAGCGCCGGGCUCGAGGACGUGGCCCACGACGCCUUGAGCCUCGCGGCGCGUAUUAGAGAUGGCCUGGGCCUCGUGGCGAACGACGCCAGGAACGGGUCGCGGCUAGCGACCGAAAUCGUCAACGAUCUCUCGUCCGUGGGCGGGGAUUUGAGGGCGGCGCGAGAUGCGUUCCGCGACUAUUUGAACGAGGCUGAGGCGGUCCACGGCGAUCAGGCGUGGGAAGGGACCACCGCCGAGCGACGGGAGGCCAUUCUGCAAGUGUUCCAGCAGGUCGACUCGAUCAUCCAGCAGAUCCAGCCGCAGGAAGCGCCCGAGGCCACGAUGAGGCAGGUCGUGGCAGGCGAUGCCGUGGCGUCGGCCGGCGGCUUCCGCGACGGGUAUUGGACGGUGCGCUGGGCGUCCGGCGCCACGGAAGCCAUCACGCUUCGCGACGGGUGCUUCAGUGUUUAUGGACAGGACUACGAGAUUGAGGUCGUGGGGGGACGGUAUUUCUUCGAGUGGGGCGACGGCACGGUUCAGACGCUGGUGGCCUUCAACAACGGCCGCACGAUCACCUGGUCGACGACGCACCCGGACUACCCUUGCAUCUGGUGGGAGCGCCGCGAGCCGACGUUGUUGGAGGCGCAGGCGGCGCGUCGGGGCCGGACCCUGCGCGUCGGGGUCGGCGGAGGCCUUGAGGAGGUUCCGCUCGAGGAGGAAUCGCUACGCAUGCGCGGCGAGCACGUCGCGCGUGGACUGGCGCGACGGAGCGCGCGCGGCCUCGCGCUGGCGACGCAGUCCCAUUUGGACCGCGACGCACUCAGCUCCGCCGAAAAUGCGAUUCGCGCCCCCACGGAGCUGCGAUUCGGAUCGCCACCGCCGCCGCCGCCGCGCGCUGGCGACGACGCGACCGCGCAGAUGGCCCGCCGCUUCGAUCGGGCGCGCGCCCUUUCGGAAGCCGAGCGCGAGGAGGUCUUGGCUGAGGCUGAUGAGAUCGUCCAGCAACGGGCCAGAAGGCGAAGAGAGAUGGAUCAGCUCGUCAACGCCGUGGAGACGGCCUCGGGGCCGGUCUACACGGAGGCACGCUAUGCCGCCGUGCAGCUCGAAGGAACGACGCGCGACGAGCGUGUCCAGAGCCUCUGGCGCGUUCUCAGGGCGAACUCCCGCCGCCGCGAUCCCCCUCGGCCGCGCGCGGGCGACGACGGCGACGCCGCCGCGGAGGUGUUGGCGAUGGCACGCGACGCCGUCCUUUCGGAUGCCGAGCGUGAGGAGCAAAUCCGCGAGCUCCGGACGGAAGCCCGGCGGGCCACGGCGCAAAGCGAGAUCGAGGAGAACGCCCGCCGCUGGCUCGAAACGGCCGGGGACGGGGCCGCAGACCAGGCCGCUCGGGCGUCCGCCUUUGCGGCGGGCGGCUUUCUGGACCCGAGCGACUUCGCGGCGGCGUCGUCGCCGGACUCGGACGUGAGCGACUCGAGCGGCGGCGAGCCGCUCUUCGGAGCCGUGACAGCACAACGCGUCGAAGCCGACCUCUAA
Messenger RNA from Pelagomonas calceolata, 2599 nucleotides. Lineage: Eukaryota; Pelagophyceae; Pelagomonadales; Pelagomonadaceae. The record is from the annotation of a GenBank genome assembly.